Molecule: messenger RNA, 1070 nt
Organism: Cherax quadricarinatus
Lineage: Eukaryota; Metazoa; Arthropoda; Malacostraca; Decapoda; Parastacidae
Product: dehydrogenase/reductase SDR family member 11
Molecular function (GO): oxidoreductase activity
Source: RefSeq, a predicted model, not a curated record
UGCAUGUACAGUACUGUAGAUUAGAUACAAGCAGAGGAUGUUAUGCAUAACUGAUAACACAUCUAACAUUAGCACAGACUAGUUCAAGCUACCAUCACGGAAACAAAAAGUAGUACAACGUAGCAGCAUGGAACGCUGGAGUGGUCGUGUUGCCCUGGUUACAGGAGCCAGUGCUGGUAUUGGGGCAGCUAUCUGUAGGCGACUCGUUGAAGCAGGCAUGAUUGUUGUUGGUGCUGCUCGCAAUGAAGAGCGGAUUAAGGCUCUUGCAAGUGAACUGGCUAACAAACCUGGCACCUUAACUCCAGUUAAGUGUGAUGUCUCCAAAGACAGUGAUAUCCUCAAUCUGUUUUCUACCAUUAAACAGAAGUUUGGAGGUGUUGAUGUGUGUAUCAACAAUGCUGGAAUGUCUCACAACAAGUCCCUCUUAGAGGGAACACCACAAGAGUGGCGCGAGAUGCUGGACAUUAAUGUUGUUGGCCUGUGUCUGUGCACACGUGAAGCUGUAGCAUCCAUGCAAGAACGCAAAGUUGAUGAUGGCCAGAUUAUCCAAGUCAGCAGUAUGUCAGGUCAUCGUAUUGUACCACGUGAAGCAACCCACUUCUACACUGCCACCAAGUUUGCUGUGACAGCUCUGACUGAAGGACUACGCCAGGAGCUCCGUAGUGCAAAGUCACACAUUAGAGUUGCAGCAAUCAGCCCUGGUGUUGUGGAGACUGAAUUUGCUGGAAGAAUGAACAAGAAUGAGGCAGAGGGAAAGAAAUUCUACAAAAACCUUGAAUGCUUACAAGCAGAUGAUAUUGCUUCCUCUGUGAUCCACAUCUUGGCUGCUCCACCACAUGUUCAAAUUCAUGACAUCCUCAUACGCCCAACAGAGCAAACAUCAUAAGAUACACGAGGAAGAAAUUCGUUCAAGUUUUCCUCUACACAAAGGACAUGCUUAUUGAAUGGAACUGCCCCCCCCCCCCCGAAAAAAUAUUUAGAUUGCAGGAUCCCAUAUCUGAUGAUUUUGUAAUACUUGGUUGUACUUUGACCAAUGAUUUGAUGCUUUAAUAAAGGGAAUUAAAAUUUAA